Carassius carassius (crucian carp) is the source of this 1329-nucleotide messenger RNA. RefSeq names its product gastrula zinc finger protein XlCGF8.2DB-like. Lineage: Eukaryota; Metazoa; Chordata; Actinopteri; Cypriniformes; Cyprinidae. Gene Ontology annotation, cellular component: nucleus. Gene Ontology annotation, molecular function: DNA-binding transcription factor activity, RNA polymerase II-specific; RNA polymerase II cis-regulatory region sequence-specific DNA binding. The transcript is spliced from 4 exons. Bases 177 to 1070 code for a protein of 297 amino acids. Gene Ontology annotation, biological process: regulation of transcription by RNA polymerase II; central nervous system development. The record is from RefSeq and is a predicted model, not a curated record.
AAAUAUCGAAUAACUUUUCUGUAUUGUAGGCGACGGGGCUUUUAUUUUGCUCUGGUGGCAUGACGUCAUAAGGCUGCGCCGCACUCCUGCGUCCGUCUUUCAGCUGAAGAAAGGACAAAGUGUUGAAACACAGAAAAACUCCCGCUGAAGAGACUGAGAUCCACGUGACUCUUUAGAUGGCGUUUAUUAAAGAGGAGAGUGAAGACAUGAAGACUAAAGAAACAUUCAGAGUCAAACAUGAAGAUAUUGAGGAACAAACAGACUUAAUGGCACUGAAAGAGAAGAGUGAAGUACUGAAUGAAAUUGAAGAGAAAGAUCAUGAUUCCAUAAAUGGAGAAACAUCUUUGAGGUUUUCACAGACUAAAAAGACUUCCUCAAGAAAAAGGACUCAAAAGAAAAGAGAAAAGCUAUACGCAUGCCAACAGUGUGGAAGGAGUUUUACUCAACUUAGACACCUUGGAGUCCACAUGAGAGUUCACACAGGAGAGAAACCUUAUACCUGCCAACAGUGUGGAAAGCAUUUCAGUCAUAGAGUAAGUCUUAAAAGACACAUUAGAAUUCACACUGGAGAGAAGCCAUACACAUGCCAACAGUGUGGAAGGAGUUUCACUCAACCUGGUCAACUUGGAGCCCACAUGAGUGUUCACACUGGAGAGAAACCUUACAAAUGCAAACAGUGUGGAAGAAGUUUCAACAGGAAAGGAAAUCUUAAUUGCCAUAUGAGAAUUCACUAUAGAGAGCAGCCUUACGCACAUGAUCAGUGUGGAAAGAGUUUUGAUGAACAUGACAUCCUUGAAGUCCACAUGAGAACUCGUAGAGAAAAACCCUACAUGUGCCCUGAGUGUGGAAAGCGGUUUAAUCAUAAACAACGUUUUGAAGACCACAUAAGAAUUCACACUGGAGAGAAGCCUUUCAGCUGCCAAGAAUGUGGAAAAUGUUUCCGCCAAAAAGGAAACCUUAACAGGCACAUGACAGUUCACACUGGAGAGAAGCCGUUUAUAUGUUGUCACUGCGGAAAGAGUUACAGAUAUACAGCAGGACUCAAGUACCACAUGAGGUUUCACAUAUGAGUGAACUAUAUUUUUACUAGAGCCCAACAGAUAUGGGUUUUUUGGGGGCCAAUGCUGAUACUAAGGAAUAAAAAAGACCGAUAUAUCGGCCGAUAUUCUUUGUGUAGGCUAUAAUAUAUUACAGUAUUGUCAAAAGUUUGGACACAUUUCCCAUUCAUGUGUCCAAACUUUUGACCAGUACUGUAUAUAGAAUACAGUAUAUAUAGCCUACAUUAAAAUUAUACAUACAAAAAAUGUUUGCAAUGAUAACAAAUGUGGU